Molecule: messenger RNA, 718 nt
Organism: Daphnia pulicaria
Lineage: Eukaryota; Metazoa; Arthropoda; Branchiopoda; Diplostraca; Daphniidae
Product: retinol dehydrogenase 14-like
Exons: 4
Coding region: 131-667 (178 amino acids)
Source: RefSeq, a predicted model, not a curated record
AACCAAAUGCAAACUAACCACUUUGGCCAUUUUUUGCUUACAAAUUUACUUAUAGGCAUGGUUUGAUUAUUAAUUAACAGGAGAUUGAUAAUUAUAAAAUUAAAUAUUUUUUGAACUCCUUGUCCUUUAAAUGCAAAAAGGCUUGAUGAUUGAGACUGGUGAAAAGGAACAGGAGGAAACCCGCGUUAUUAACGUCAGCGCCGAUCUCAGCUUUCUGUGUAGAAAUUUGAACUUAGAUGAUCUGAAUUUUUCCCGUGACAGUACUGCAGGAACACUGUUGGCACCUUUAAAAAUUUACGGAGCGUCGAAGCUUUGUAACAUUCUCUUCAGCGUCGAACUAUCGAACAAACUCCAAUCCCACGGAAAAGCUGUUACUGUGAACUCUCUGCACCCAGGAGCAGUGUUAACCGAGUUUGGUCGUUUUUCCAUCGUAGCAAACAUUUUUAUGAGAUUGUUCGCUCCUUUUCUGAAGUCACCAAGAGAAGGCGCACAAACCACAAUUUAUUUGGCGGUUGCUGACGAUGUUACAAACGUGACAGGACAAUAUUUCCGAGAUUGCAAGAUUGUUAAACCUUCAAAGCUGGCUCAAGAUGUUGGAAUUGCCAAAAAAUUGUGGGAAGUGAGCGAAACAAUCGUUAAAUUGGAACCAUUGGAAAAAUAUUUUUAAUACGAUUUUCGGCGCCGUCCGUCACAUUUGAAAACACUUCUUUCGCGGAAA